AAAGAUCUGCUCAGCCGCGGCUCUUCCCCUCCCCGAACUCGGGCAUGGCAGCCGAGCGCAGGUACAGUACCCCCUGUUUGUACGAGCAGAGGGUGGGCCAGCCCGAACUGGCUGAGGGCAAGGUAGCGGCUUGGCCCAGGGCCCUCGGCAGCCCCGAGGUGGUGUACGACCGUAUCCGGGACCGCGAGCGAGCGCUACCUGCUGGCCACCCUUGGAUGACCACGGUGGAGGCAGGGGGGGAGGAGGAGGAGGGUGGAGCCGGCGAGGAGGAGGAGGAGGACGAGGGGGGGCCCGAGGGCUACCACUGCCAGAUCUGCGGCUACCACGCCGACCAGCUGCAACCCUUCAAUGUCCACCUCCACUCCGCCCACCCGGCCGUGGUGCUGCAGGAACUCUAUGGGCUGCUGGACCUGACGGGAAGCCCUGUCCACGGCCUGGGCCCUUUCGAAGGCCCCAUCCCCGGCCUGGGCCCUUUCAGAAGUGCCGAGCCCAACCAGGGCCUGCCUGGAGGCUCAAUACCAAGCCAGGGCCGGAUGCAAAGCUACAGCCCGCCUGGAGGCUCCAUUUCUGGCCGUGGCCCACCGGAAGGCUCCAUUUCCAGCCACGGCCUGCCCGGAGGCUCCAUUUCCAGCCACGGCCCACCAGGAGGCUCCAUUUCCAGCCACGGCCAACCGGGAGGCUCCAUUUCCAGCCACGGCCCACCGGGAGGCUCCAUACCCAUCCACGGCCCGGUCCAUGGGGAUAGCAGGAAGCCAGACAUUGUACAAAUCGAUCUGACUGGAGAGGACGAGGCAGGAGAGCAGGGCGCGACCUCGAGGGGACCGGCCCGAGAUCCCGGCCUGGAGCCAGGGGCCGAGGGCAGCCUGACUGAGGCCUUCAACCACUUCCCGUACCCGAGCCCAGAGGAGAUGGCCCAGUGCGGCCAGUCAGCGGGCCUGCCGGCUGAGAGCGUCGGGGUUUGGUUCGCGGUGCAGCGGCUGCGCCAUGGGAUUAGCUGGACCCCCGAGGAAGUGAGGGAGGCCCGCCUCAAGCUGUCCGGCAAGCCUGGCACCCUCCGGAUGACCGCUCCUCCCCUCGCCCCUCCAGCGCAGGCUGACGGCCGCCAGGUCCUGGCCCCGGCCUGGCGGAGGGGGCCCGGCGGUGGAGCUGCGGGCCUGCUCCCCUUCCUCCGCCCUGGGAGCCCCCGGAAGGCUCACACCUCACCUGAUGGGGCCGAUUCACCUCCCCUGGCCCCCGGUGAGAGGCGCUGCACCAAGGCCAAGGCCGAGUUGGCCGCCCCGAAGGGCAGCUUCAUCCGACGCCGCUGCCAGGACGAGGAGGAGGAGGCCAGGAGCCUGCAGGCCCGGACGGGGCAAGCUUCAGCCUGGCUCAGCGACAGCCCUUGCCGUCCCGGGGGACCCGACUCACAGCCAUGCCCAGCAGGGCCUGGCGAAGGCUGCCCAGGGCUGGAUUCGGAGGCCGACCCCAGGAGGGCGGCGGCGGCAGGCCCGGCCCCGGGCCGCCCCAGGAAGACCAAGGAGCAGCUGUUGGUCCUCAAGGCCUUCUUCCUGCGCUCGCGCUGGCCCAGUGGCGCCGACUACACCCGGCUGGUCGAGCGCACGGGCCUGGCCCGCGCCGACGUCAUCCAGUGGUUCGGCGACACCCGUUACGCCCUCAAGAAUGGCCAGCUCAAGUGGGUGCACCGCCCGCCCUGCUCCCUGGGGGCCCAGGCCGGCCUGGUGUCACCACGGCCGGGAGAGGGGGAGGGGGAGGACGGCCUGGCUUCGGCUGCCUGCUCAGCCGAAUGGAUCUGCCAGAAGGGGGGCUGGAGGAAGGCGAGGAGGAGGAGGAGGAAGAGGAAGGCGCUAGCGGUGGGGAGGGGUGAGGACGGGGUGUCCGGGGAGGAGGGCGAGGGGCGGGAAGGCUCAAGGGAGAGGAACCAGAUUGUCAGAGAGACCCUAUAA
This is a messenger RNA of Stegostoma tigrinum, 1943 nucleotides long. Its product is annotated as collagen alpha-2(XI) chain-like. Gene Ontology annotation, cellular component: nucleus. The coding region runs from base 45 to 1943 and encodes 632 amino acids. Gene Ontology annotation, molecular function: DNA binding; DNA-binding transcription factor activity, RNA polymerase II-specific. The transcript has a single exon. Lineage: Eukaryota; Metazoa; Chordata; Chondrichthyes; Orectolobiformes; Stegostomatidae. The record is from RefSeq and is a predicted model, not a curated record. Gene Ontology annotation, biological process: regulation of transcription by RNA polymerase II.